Chara braunii is the source of this 3097-nucleotide messenger RNA. Lineage: Eukaryota; Viridiplantae; Streptophyta; Charophyceae; Charales; Characeae. The record is from the annotation of a GenBank genome assembly.
CACGGCAGCAGUGCCACGUCAGCAACCAGUCACCGCAGCAGCAGGUCACGUCAGUGCAUGGUGCUCACCCGCUCAAAGACGAGCGGCAUGGAUCAGCAGCCAGGCGAGACUACCGAGGCCUAUGAGGCCCGCGUGCUGGACAUGGUAGCAGAAUUCAAGCCACGGGCAGCUGCGGCAACAUCCGCACGUAAGAAGGAAGAUGAGGAAGCAGAGGAACAGCGUCGCCUCGCUGAACAGCAGAGACAGGCGGACGCUGAGGCAGCAAGGAAGGCCGCAGACGAACGCCGUCGACUACGCCGAGACAAACUCCUCGAAUGCGAGGGGGAUAUCGAGGUGAUCGCCCGCGAAUGGGCGGUGGCUGCUGAAGAGGAAGGUGCCCCCUCUGCUGUGCGUGGCCUUGCAACCACAGUCGAACAUGUAAGCGACUUGGUCGCCACCUGUGCAGCACAGCAAGAGGACAUCCUCUGCGUGGACACCCUGGUCCGGAAGCAGAUUCGAAUUAUUAAUGAACUGCUUGACUGGGUACGCCGGCUGGAACAGCAACUUGCAACAGCCACCCCCGUCGGACCCUCCAACUUGACGGACCGCGUCAACGUCUUGGAAAUCGACGUCGAGACGCUCAAGGACGGCACUCUAGCGACAAAUCAGCGGAUUGACCAGCAGAUUUGUGCCGCCGCAGCCAGUCCGACCGCGACUACUCACGAGAGCAUCCCAAAGUUUGAUGGACUGCCGAUCUUCUGCGAUGCAACGAAGACAGACCCGAUCCCAUGGUGGUGGCAGUUCGAGUUGAAGUUGGACAUUCACCACAUCAUUCUUGAGGCCGGUGUCGUGCCGCCGAAAGGAUGCAUCUAUCGCAUGAGCGAGGAAGAGCUCGCAGUUUUCCACGCUCAACUCAACGAUCUUUUGGACGAGGGCUGGAUCCGCCCUGGUAGCUCACCAUACGGUGAGCCAGUUCUCUUCGUACGGAAGAAGAACAAGGAUCUUCGCUUGUGGAUCGACUACCGCAAGCUCAACGCACAAACCGUCAAGAAUGCAGGACCUCUUCCGCGGAUUGGCGACCUUCUCAAGCGUUUGGGCGGCGCAAAAAUCUUCUCAAAGUUGGACUUGAAGUCGGGCUACCAUCAAAUCUCGAUACGCCUGCAAGAUUGCUACAAAUCCGCGUUCAAAACUCGGUACGGGCAUUUUGAGUGGAUCGUUAUGCCUUUUGGCCUGACCAAUGCCCCGACGACCUUUCAAGCGGCAAUGACCAACAAGUUCCGUGCGAUGCUGGACCGAUUCGUACUAGUCUACUUAGACGACAUUCUCGUCUAUAGCCGGACAUUGAAGGAUCAUCUUGAGCACCUUCGACGAGUGUUGGAGACACUCCGCCGCGCCAAGUACAAAGCCAACCGUGACAAGUGCGAAUUUGUCCGGCUUGAGCACCUUCGACAAGUGUUGGAGACGGUCCGCCGCGCCAAGUACAAAGCCAGCGGAACUUGUUGGAGACGCUCCGCUGUGCACUCGAUUGACGACGCACGGAAGAAGGAAUUAUUGGCCUUCAUACACGCGCUCAAGCGCUGGCGACAUUUUCUUCUCGGUCGACGGCAGUUCCGAUGGGUAACGGAUAACAAUCCCUUGGUUUUCUACAAGACCCAAGACACGGUCAAUAGCACCAUUGCCCGUUGGAUGGCCUUCAUCGACCAGUUUGACUUUUUCCCCGACCACAUUCUGGGCAAGUCAAACCGUUUUGCAGAUGCUCUUUCAUGGUGUCCGGACCAUUGUACCGUAGUCUACUCAACUUUUGAGAUUAACGACGACUUGUGGGACAGCUUCAUCCGCGGCUACCAAGUCGACCCCGAGUUUUGCGACAAGUACUCAAAUUGUGCCUCUCCUAAUCCGGCGCCAUCGCACUAUCGGAUCCAAGAGGGGUACUUGCUCGUCCACUCGCGAGGGAAGGAUCUUCUUUGUGUGCCACAAGAUUUACACUUGCGCACACAGCUUCUUGGCGAGUUCCAUGACGAUCCCGCCACCGGACACUUUGGAGUCAAUCGAGGAGGAGGAGGAGAAUUGGAGGAGGAGGAGGAGGAAGAGAAGAGGCAGCAGAGGAAGGAGGAGGACGAGGAGGAUGAGGAGGAGGAGAAAGAAGAAGAGGAAGAAGAAGAAAAAGAAGAGGAAGAAGAAGAAAAAGAAGAGGAAGAAGAAGAAGAGGAGGAGGAGGAGGAGGAGGAGGAGGAGGAGGAAGAAAAUUGGAGGACAGGAGGAGGAGGAGGACGACGACGAGGAGGAAGAGAAGAGGCAGCAGAGGCAGCAGAGGGAGGAGGAGGAGGAGGAAGAAAGAGGAAGAAGAAGAAGAGGAAGAAGAAGAAGAGGAAGAAGAAGAGGAAGGAGGAGGAAGAUUAUAAAGAGGAGGAAAAGGAGGAGGAGGAGGAGGAGGAGGAGGAGGAGGAAGAGAAGAGGCAGCAGAGGCAGCAGAGGCAGAAGGCAGCAGAGCCGAAGGCAGCGGAAGCGGAAGUGGAAGGCAGCAGAAGGCAGCCGAAGCCGAAGGCAGGAGGAGCAGAAGGCAGAAGAGGCAGGCGGAAGAAGAGGAGGAAGAAGCAGAAGGAAGAAGAAGAAGAAGAAGAAGAAGAAGAAGAAGAAGAAGACGAAGAAGCAAAAGAAGAAGCAGGAGGAGGAAGAAGAAGUAGAAGAAGAAGCAGAAGAAGCAUUAGACACAGAAGCAGCAGCAGAAGAAGAAGCAGCAGAAGAAGGAGAACCAAAGCAACAGAAGAAGAAGCACAAGAAGAAGUAGAAGCAGCAGAAGGAAGAAGCAGCAGAAGCAGAAGCAGAAGAAGAAGCAGGAUGAGGAAGAGGGAGAGGAAGAAAAAUAAGGAAGAGGAAGAAGAAGCAAAAGAAGAAGCAAAAGAAGAAGCAUAAGAAGCGGAGGCAGAAGCAGAAGCAGGAGAAGUAGAAGCAGAAGCAGCAGAAGAAGCAGCAGAAAAAGCAGCAGAAGAAGCAGCUGAAGAAUAAGCGAGGCAGCAGAAGCAUAAGAAAAGGAAGAAACUGAAGGAAGCAGCAGAAAAGGAAGAAGAAGAAGCAGCAGAAACAGAAGAAAAGGAAGAAACAAAUGGAAGCAGCAGAA